This is a messenger RNA of Vespula vulgaris, 841 nucleotides long. RefSeq lists its product as uncharacterized. The transcript has a single exon. The record is from RefSeq and is a predicted model, not a curated record. Lineage: Eukaryota; Metazoa; Arthropoda; Insecta; Hymenoptera; Vespidae. Bases 264 to 650 code for a protein of 128 amino acids.
GUUUUCAUUAAUUAUUAAGAUUGUUAGGUGUUACGCGGAAAGAAUUUUAUUUUCGCGACGUUGGCAACACUGGUAUUUGUAAGUUAGUGCCUCAAGAUACGAGCACGAUGUUCGAGAAAAGAUUCGAAGGAAGAAGCUGAAGAAAUUACAUAAUUGUUUCCUGUGUUAUGGACCUCGUCGUAACUUCACAAGCAGAGUAAGCAGAGGCCCAACAUCUGGAUUUUAUUUUGUCGCAAUAAUCUGGAACGUUGAUUCGGAACGAGAUGUUAAGACCUCGAGAAAUCGACGUAGACCAACCAAGUAAGACUGAGCAAUUAUCUAAUUGGAUAAAGAAAGUACGUUGCAAGAAAUUAAUGUGCCGCCGAAAUCGAAAACGCAAUUUACGCAUAGAAGCUGUUUUGUCAUACGCUCUUUAUAAAGCUGAAUACGAACUACGAAGAAAACAGCUUUCAAGGAUUUCACAAUGGCGGAAACUUAAACCAAAAUUUUUGCAAAAUUCACGAUCUGAUGAUCAUAAUUGCGAAAGCCUGGAGUAUUCCGAAAUAUAUCAAGAAAGUAAUCUAUGGCAUGAACCAGUAUGUCAGGAAUUGAGCAGCUUAAAUGAUUUUAUGUUGAAACUUUCUGAAAUCAAAGCUCCACUGCAACGAUGAAAUUGCGUAAACAGAUGAAUGGGCCUGAAAAUAGUAUUUGGCUCUCGCCAAAUAAUCCAACGUCCACGAUUAAACUUUGUACCAAGAUUUCAUCAUUUGGAUGGAACUGAAGGACUUUGCAGUACCAACUCGUGUACUACGGCAUCUAGAAGUUACAUCAUUACCCUGGUGUAUAUCUAGAAAUUUUUUAC